GAGUCGGACCUGGCUGUUUGUACAAAAAUGGUGUUGUUUCACGGAGUAGAGUCGUCCCACUGCUGGAGUCGUAGAUCUAGCGUUAGCAGCUAGACCUAUCCUUGUGCAAGUUUAAUAGUUGUAGCGCUUGAACAAUUUAGUAGCUGGUCAUGGUGUCUGCGGGAAUUUUCACAAACAGUUAUUUGUGUGUUCGUCGGAUCAAACUGAGAAGUGUCUGGUGUUGUUAGCCCAAAAAAGCCGUCACUGUAGCGCAGCCGUGUUGUCUUUCUCGUCACUGCCGGACAAGACCAACGGAAUUUGCUGUGCCGAUAUACCAGUGUCCAUUCUUGGACCAUAGGCGGAGUGACAAGCUAUCCAAGUGUCGCUGCUAACAAUGGCUACAGAACCUCCAGCAAAGCGUAAGCGAACUUCAAGGGCAGGAAAGAAGCCAACUGGUGAAGAAGAUCCUGCAAAGCCGGCGGUGACAAAGAAAGGCAAGACGCAUAUCAAAGGUGACAAGUAUGCCAUGAUUGGAAUGAUGGAUGGCAAGUCUGUGGAGACAGCACUCACUAUGAAGUUACCUGACUAUCUAGCACCAAAUCUAGAUGUUAUCUUUAUUGGUAUUAACCCUGGUGUGGUGUCAGCUGCACGUGGACAUCAUUACUUCAAUCCAACCAACCACUUCUGGCCAUUGAUGUUCCAGUCUGGACUUAUUGAUGAGCGUAUGACUGCUAAAGAGGACGCACAGUGUCUAGCUAAAGGCUUUGGUCUGACCAACAUGGUCGCACGAACGUCACACGCUGCAUCUGACCUAUCUCGAUCCGAAUUGAAGGACGGUGCUAAAGAUACAGUCAGCAUGCUGCAAGAGCUCCGACCAAAGGUGGCAUGCUUCAAUGGCAAAGGUAUUUACGAAACCUUCUCCGGCACGAAAAAGUGUACCCUUGGACGGCAGGAGAAGUGUAUUUCAGACACAGAUGUGGUUGUUUACGUGAUGCCAUCAACAUCAGCCAGGGCAGCCCAAUUUCCUUCAGUUGCAUCCAAGCUACGCUUCUUCACAGAGCUGAAGGAAAUCAUCGAUGAAUGCAACAAAGCGUCCAGCCCCGUGGCAAAUGCCAGUGCUGCCACCAGCACAGUGCCUUGUGUGCCACCCAUUGCAGCAGUACCACCGCCACCACAAGCAAUGGCAGCAGCAGUGGUGGGAUCAGCAGCACAAGCAGCAGCAGCAGCAGUUACCCCAGUAUUACCAGGAGAUGCAGUGGCUACACCUUGCAGCAACACUACCUGCUAAUAAUUAUAGAGCACAUGUGCCAUACCUACAUGACUUACAUUUCCUGUAUCAGCUAGUCAGACUGGCACUGCUGAUGGUGUUGGCGCUAGCUACAUGCAACCAGGAUAUGAGUACAGUCAUGUACAUAUAUGUGUAUAUAUAGAGAAAGAGAGAGGCCAUACUACAUAGCAUCAGGGUUACGCUGACAAGUACCCACACUACAGUUGCACAUGCACAUUCACACACACAGCUGUGGGCACACUGGUCUCACGAGCAAUGCAUCAGAUCAUGAGCUGUAUCAUCAGAUCAUGAGCUGUAUCAUCAGCAAAGUCACCUAUCCUACUACUGAGUAUCCUAGCAGUGUUGCGAUGUGAGUAUUUGCUGUAUGACUUUCACAAGCCCUCACACACUAUAUUUUUAGUUGAUAAAACCGGCUGCAAGAAACACAAUUCUGCUCCACUACAUGUGCAUAUACAUAUACUAGCAGAGACAUCAUUGGUGAGGCACCAACAGAAUUGUAUUAGUCUACUUGCAACAGACACAUACAUUGCACAAUCAUGUAAGAAUGUAGCAUAGGGACAUGCUGCUGUUAGUCAUAGUUGCUCAAUACCAAAGGCCAGUCUAAGCUCCACACAGUAUUAUCAUUAGUACAUAACUGCCAAGAGCGUGCAACUCAAGUCUAUUAUUUUCUGCUAUGGCAGAACUUCACGUCAUGUGACAAACCCAUACACAUUGUUUCAUA
This is a messenger RNA of Sycon ciliatum, 1988 nucleotides long. Its product is annotated as G/T mismatch-specific thymine DNA glycosylase-like. The transcript has 7 exons. Gene Ontology annotation, biological process: base-excision repair, AP site formation. The record is from RefSeq and is a predicted model, not a curated record. Gene Ontology annotation, molecular function: uracil DNA N-glycosylase activity; pyrimidine-specific mismatch base pair DNA N-glycosylase activity. Lineage: Eukaryota; Metazoa; Porifera; Calcarea; Leucosolenida; Sycettidae. Gene Ontology annotation, cellular component: nucleus. The coding region runs from base 374 to 1267 and encodes 297 amino acids.